This is a messenger RNA of Vigna unguiculata (cowpea), 796 nucleotides long. RefSeq names its product putative calcium-binding protein CML16 pseudogene. The record is from RefSeq and is a predicted model, not a curated record. Lineage: Eukaryota; Viridiplantae; Streptophyta; Magnoliopsida; Fabales; Fabaceae.
CACAUGACGGUGUGUGUGUGAAAAUUUCUACGACCAAAAGUGCGACAAUACAAAAACAUCAUCAUGAUUAAACCAGUGGUACUGAGAAUCAAACAUAGGAGAUAGGAAACUUCUUGAGGACACAAUAGGUUAAUCUUAUAUAACCACCGACGCGGUUUGUGUUCCUACACAAAGCUUUUUCCUUUUUCUUCUAUUUCUCGUUCCUUCUUCGUAUUGCAAACUAUCUCUGCAGUACCAUGUCAAAGCUUGGAGUGCAGCAAGUGAAGCAACUGAGAGAGAUAUUUGGUCGAUUUGACAUGGAUUCAGAUGGGAGUUUAACGAUGUUGGAGCUAGCAGCGCUUCUGAGGGCACUGGGGUUGAAGCCUUCGGGUGAUCAAGUCCAAGCCCUGUUGGCGAACAUGGAUUCAAACGGCAAUGGGAAAGUGGAGUUUGAGGAGUUGGUGAGGGCGAUUUUGGAUGACAUAAACGAACAGGUUUUGGUGAACCAGGAAGAGCUCCUAGGGGUCAAGUACUUCGACCGUGACGGCAAUGGGUUCAUAACGGCGGCGGAGUUGGCUGGGGCCAUGGCCAAAAUGGGACAGCCUCUCACCUACCGAGAACUCACAGAGAUGAUCAGAGAGGCUGACACCGAUGGCGAUGGCGUUAUCAGCUUCACCGAGUUUGCCUCCAUCAUGGCUCGCUCUGCUUCUGAUUUUCUUGGCCUCUCCUUCCGCUGACUCAAUAUUCUUUUCAUUAAUUCAUUUUGUAGCUUCUUUUCAAUGAUUCAACCAAAUAAGGGCUCUUGCUUUCUACUGCA